GCGAAGGGCAGAAGGAUGCGGGCGAGGCUGGCGGCGGGGCUGCUGGUGGCAGGGCUGGCGGCGCUGCUCCUGGACUGCUACAGCCCCGGCAGGUCCGCACCGCCCCCCAGCGCCGCCCGCGUCCGCCGCCCCCCAGCGCCGGAGCCGGCCCCCGGGGCCGAGGCUGCCCGCCUCUUCUGGAUCGCGCAGGUGUCUGAUAUUCAUAUCAGUAGGUUUCAGGAUCCCAAGCGAGUUCUUGAUUUUGAGAAGUUCUGUUCUGAAACAAUUAAUAUAAUUCAACCAGCACUUGUUCUAGUAACAGGUGACUUGACAGAUGCCAAAACAAAGGACAAGUUGGGGUCUGAGCAGAUUGAGGUAGAGUGGCAUACUUACCAGUCAGUCUUGAAGAGGUCACGGGUCAUGGAAAAAACCAAGUGGAUUGAUAUUAAGGGGAAUCAUGAUUCAUUCAACAUUCCACACCUAAAGAGCGCCCAAAAUUACUACAGGAAGUAUUCUGGCUGGCGUAAAGAUGGCUCUUUCCAUUAUAUCCACAGUACCCCUUUUGGGAACUAUUCAUUCAUCUGUUUGGAUGCCACCCUCAGCCCAGGUCCCAAGAGACCCUACAAUUUCUUUGGGAUCCUUAACACGAAUCAUAUGGAAGAGUUGUCAUCAAUGGCUGCAGAAAGUCGUCAUAGCAAUCAAACUAUCUGGUUUGGCCAUUACCCAACUUCAACAAUCAUCUCCCCAUCCCCAGGAAUAAGAACUCUAAUGAGUUCUGCUACAGCCUAUUUAUGUGGGCACCUCCAUACAUUGGGUGGGCUGAUGCCAGUCCUACAUAGUCGGCAUCCUCAUGGUACUCUGGAACUGGAGCUGGGAGACUGGAUGGAUAAUAGGAGGUACCGGCUUCUUGCAUUUGAUCAUGACCUUCUUAGCUUUGUAGAUCUGCACUUUGAGGAAUGGCCUGCAGUUCUCAUCACCAAUCCCAAGUCAUUACUUUAUAGCAGCCCUGCUCAUGAAGCAUUAACAAAAAUCCUUCACUCCACCCACAUCAGAAUUUUGGCCUUCUCUCCUGAUUUCAUCACUUUGGUCAAAGUCAGUAUAGACGGAGUUCAUUUGGGGGAUGCCCAUCAUGUGUCUGGCCCUCUCUAUGUACUGAAGUGGAAUCCCCAGAAUUACAGUGAAGGAUUCCAUCACAUAGAUGUGACAGUUCAGGAUGCUGCUGGAAAGAGUAGCACUCAAGGUCAUAUGUUUGCUAUGGGAGAAAAUCUGUCUCUCAAAUUUGGCUUCUUGUCCUCUUUCAUUCUCCUUACGGACCAUUACAUCUUGGCUCGAUUACUUUUUGGAGUGACUGUUGCAGUUCAGAUCUUCUUGCUCCUUGUUUUCAGAUAUCUUCAAAAGCCAACGCUGAAAGGACCUCCAGGAUUAGUAAUGUCGACCUCCUUUUCCCUUCAUGUCUUGAGCAAAACAAACACCUUCUACUACUCUGUUCUGAUACUAAGCUUAUACACGGUUUUGGGACCCUGGUUUGUGGGUGAGGUGAUUGAUGGCCAGAUAGGUGCCUGCUUUUCCUUUGGGGUAUUUGUUGGUGGCCACUUCCUGCAAGGCAGCUUGACAUUUGUAGUUGGUAUUUUACAGAUGGUGUUUUUUAACCUGCCCUUGAUGGCUUACCUGUGCUGGUGCCUGUUGCUGCGUUGUCAGGGUCUCAGCUUUCACUCCCAUAUCUACCAAGUCAGAUGUUUUUGGGCUGUGCCUGCCCACCUUGCCAUGGCACUCCUCCUGACCUGGCAGCUCUAUUCCUGUUACUUCCUGCAGCGGACCUAUGGGACUCUUGCUUUCUUCUUCUCCCCAAUGAAAACAUGGCUGGUGGUGCUGACCCUUGUUCUAAUAUGGAGAACCUGGACAUUGAGCACUUCUGAACUCAGAACUUAUAUAGUAGAAAUGAAAAACUGUCAGAGCUCUUGAUAUCUAAUCUAGGUAUUCGGAGGUCUUUUGAUUUACACUGAAAAGCUGUGAACUGUGGUUAUAUGUGGAUGGGUUUCUGUACAGCCUGAGCCGUUGGAUGUGCAGCAGUUUCUGGCUUGCUCCAGAACAGUGUGAUGAUAGGGUUUCCUGUGGUGUAUUGCUGACAAGUGCUUGAUUUACCUCCUGUGAAUGGAAGAAAAUCUUUGUAAUGUAUUAUUCUUGAUUUUUAAAACACUGGCAGAAUUGCAGGGUGGAUCUUUAUAGCAAGCCCUGAGAGCUGUGCUUCUGGUUUUUAUUUCAACAUUUACACAUGAUUCUACAAAACUAGUCUGUGAUGAAUGUCAACAUAGAGAGUAAUAAUGGUCACAGCCGUGGCCUUCACAGUAAGUAUUCUGUGGUAGGUACCAAUAUACUUCUUGAGGGUUUGAAUAGCUGAUAUACAGCAUUGUAAGUCACUUUAUAAAGUGCAUGUAUGUGUGCAUGAGCACCCUGAUUUAUUUUUUUAUUUCUUGGAAAAUAGUGAAGAGGCAGUGUUGUCUGUGAAUGUAAAGGGGUCACUUGUAUUCUGUCAACAGCAACUGUGCCCUGACUAGGAAAGGAGCUUUGCUGUUCAAGGGCUUCUCCAUGGCAGCCAAAGUGGGGAGUCAAAAAGAGAGAGAAGAGGAGUUGUGGACUGUCUGCAGAUAUAAAGUAUCUAGGCAGACUAGUAUUGUCUAAUAGGGCAGAUUUCAGAAUUAAACUCUUCUGAUCAUUGUCUAGCUGCAUUUCUACUGAGUAGAGGACAUGGUACUGUAAAGUUUGUAUCAUUUUUCAGGUUCAAUAUAAGAUUCCACAGUUUCCUGAGGUUAAAAGCCCUAUUUUUUCUUUGCACAAAAUAAAUUAUUUUUUGGCAUGCAGUAUUGGUAACAUACAGUUCUUUUUACUUCAAAAUAGUAUUGUUUUGGAGUAGGCGUGAGAGUACAGCAGUCUUUUGAAGUCAAGAGCAUCCUUUCUAAGCUGUUUAUUAGGAGAACACAGAACAGAAAUACAUGAAUUGAUCAAAGCAAGGGCCAGAUCAUGGAAAUGUGUUGUUAAGAUUCUUUAUGCAAUGCUAGCCGGUGAUUUGUCAGAUGGAGUGAUAAAUGCAUUUUAUGAUGUUUCAGUUACAAUAGAUCAGGUUUGUUGUUUGGUUGUUUUUUUUUAACUAUCUUUGCAUGGAGGGAGACCUUUUUAUAAUUCUUAAAUUCCAUUUGGACCUUUGGACAUUAUUAAAGUUAAUAAUUAUUAAAUUAAUUUAAGAUAACAUCGUUACAUAACAAAAAAUCUAUUUUCUGAGAGAUCACCCUUUAAAUGCUAUGUCCUGAAGUUGUUUUUAAAUUUCUUUUAAAAAUGUUUUUAUGCUCAUUGGUUUUUAUGAAGGGACUUUUCUGUCAGUCAGUGGACUGCACAUGAGGGGCUAUUCAAAUACACAAAGUAAACUGUGUAAGAUAGAGAAUUUCUCCUUACUAAUUAUCCUCAGUAAUUUGAUAUGUUAUGACAUUUUCCGAGGUAAAUACAACUUUCAGGUUGACUGUUUCUCUUAACGUGUAAAGGCAAGCUAAGGCUGCAGUGCUGCUUCCAUUUUAGUCUGUGUUCACUUACUGUCCUCAGUUUCAAACUAAAGCGUUCCUUGAUUCACCUCUGUCCAAAGAUAUUUCUUUCAAAAGUUUUGAGCAGAAGUAGUUGAGCUUAUUUUGAAUAUGGGUGAAGGAAUAAAUACUUUUCUCUUUUUAGAAAAGCCAUUGAAAGGCCUAUGUCAUGACCCAAGGGUAUGAUUUUGUGUGCUUUGGCACUGCAGAAUUAUUUCCCGCCACGAGGAGCUUUCUUUGCACGGUGCAAUUCUCAGUUGCAAAGAGAGAACCCCGGUGCAAAGGAGUUCCCGCCAUUCGCAUGCAAAUUUGUUCCCCACUAUUGGCUGUUUCUAAAUUAUUCCCACGUGGCGGCUAGCGAUUGGCUUGCUAGCCGUAUAAGAAGCUUGAGCGGUUUCCGCCCAAGUUGGAGGACUCCACAACCAUCUGGAAGAGGAGGAGAAGGAGGACUUCACAUCUUGUGAAGAACUCUAAGCGCUGCGGAGCCUAACAAACCCAGCAUGUGCCUUAAGAAGGAUAUAGGGGCCUGAUCAACCUCUAGCCUCUCCCCGUCGCCGCCUAGUCCCUCAACGAACCCUUCCCUGUGCGCUCGUUCCAUGGAGCCUAGCAAACUUUGUGUGUAUCCAGAGCUCUUUCCGGGUUAUUUCAAGAGGCUCGAGUUUUCUACGGGUCUUGUUCAAGCGAGUUUUGUAACUGCAACUUGAGCGAAGCUUUUCCCUGCCUGCACCGCGACCAUCUAUGGUGUAAGUAAAAUAAUCUUUAAUCAACUGCUACACGUCCGUGCCUAAUUCUAGUCCGCCAUCCUGCGCGCCCCCGAAAGCCUCGGACCGCUCCCGGCCCGCACAGCCUACAUCUGCCCAAGUUGAGAAUUGAAAGUUGAAAUGCAGCUUGGAAAGAGCCUUUGCUGAGAAGGGUUAUUUAGCAUGCCAAGGAAUACUGGUUGUUUGGUUGGUUCCCUGUAUUUCUGUGCCUUUUUGAGAAAUCGUGUUGUCUAACAAAACUUGCAUAGUAUGGCUGACACGCGCACAGCUCAUUUAACUACAGACUGGAAAAGAAAGGGAUGCAUCUGGUGAAUAUAGUCUUUACUAGUAAGAUGAAAAAGAGAUGAGAGCUUUGUGCUUCAGACCUGAUUCUGGAACCUUUGUGCAGAUUGAAUAGGCCCAGCAAAGCCCAGGAGAAUAAACCUGAAAAAACCCCUUUUGUAAGGUGAGCCAAGGGCUUCCAUGAAGCAGACUUUGGGAGGGCCUAGGAAGUGGGAAUAACUUCUCUUUUGUGCAGUUCGCAGAGAAGCAAUCCCAGUGGAAACAGACCCACCUCAGCUCCAUAGUUUUCAAAGCUUAGAGGAAAGGAGCCCCUGUUUUGUGACUUUUCUAAAUUGCAUGGGUAGAGGUGUACUAAAAGCGCUUUCCAAGCUAAAUCAUUUCUGGUUGUGGAGUUUACAUCUGCUGCUGUUACCUUUUCUCCAUGAAGUGUGGUGCUAGCUGCCUGUCUGUUUCCCUUUUGCACUUCUACAUCUUCCCUUGCUGUUUUAUUUAUUGACUGGAUAAGCCAAAAUUUCUUGUCUUGAAAAUAAACUGAGUAGAAAAGGA
Alligator mississippiensis (American alligator) is the source of this 5137-nucleotide messenger RNA. It is a transcript of the gene TMEM62, whose product is annotated as transmembrane protein 62. The record is from RefSeq and is a predicted model, not a curated record. Lineage: Eukaryota; Metazoa; Chordata; Crocodylia; Alligatoridae. The transcript is spliced from 14 exons. Gene Ontology annotation, molecular function: hydrolase activity. Bases 16 to 1941 code for a protein of 641 amino acids.